AUGAAUAUCGAGCUCAAUGACACAUCUCCUGCAACUGUCGACAAGACAAACUCUUCCAACAACUUUCUAGAUGCACACAAUGAUGUACUCUCUGGAAGUUCUCUCGAUAUCCACCACCAUCCAAAUUCUCCAACUUUUGCUGACCACCAACCAACUUCUCCUUCCUCACCUCCAUCUGGCGUUAAAUACAGAGAAGAUUUCACCAUCGAUAUAGAAGCUGCCAAGCAAUCUGCCUCCAAGUCUACAACCUCCAGAUCAAAGACAGUUUCGUCUUUGAAGAGUAGGGAUUCAGAUAUAAUUUUUACUAUUCAUACAU
Naegleria gruberi is the source of this 316-nucleotide messenger RNA. RefSeq lists its product as uncharacterized. The transcript has a single exon. The annotation marks the transcript as partial. Lineage: Eukaryota; Heterolobosea; Eutetramitea; Acrasida; Naegleriidae. The record is from RefSeq and is a predicted model, not a curated record.